UGUGUUUAGUAUUUGUUGCCGCCUGCCUGUAUAUAGGUCAUACAUCAUAUUCCGAUUCAUAAACCCAAAACCCUCUUCUUGCAUAAUAAUUAUAAUGGCUAUUUUAGAUGAUCAAGGGAUUCUCAUUAAACCCGUGUUUCGCACAAAACUUGAGCGUGGUGUUCAUGACGAUGACCAUAACAAAAUUCGGAAGAGAAUGCUUGAUAGUGAUGUUCCAGAUGAACUACAUUGUGUUCGAAAGAAGUCCCGGUCGGAAAAUUGUGAAAAAGACUUGAAUGGCAUAAGAGAACAAUAUGGUUUUGGUUCAAAUAAGCCCAAGAGGAGGGUCAAGAAGCCGAGGGAGAGGUUUGGUGAUUGGGAUGAUUGUGAGGAUACUUCUAGAAACAUUGAUCCUUGGUACCAGAAUCGCCAUGAGGCAAGGCCUUUAUAUGGUCGUGGUUUACUUGCUGGGAUUGAUCGUCGAGAGCAGAAAGAAGCUGCCAAGAAGGAGAUAAGGGACGCGAUUAGGAGGCGUGAAGGUAUGGUGGAAAAGCCUGAGAUGGGUAAUGCAGGACAUCAGCUUAAGAGGAAAGGUGAUUUUGAUUGUUUUUAUGAUGAAUUUGACAUGAGGGUGGACCGACAUUGGUCGGAUAAGAGGCGGGGAGAGAUGACUGAUAGAGACUGGAGGAUCUUUAGAGAAGAUUUUGGUAUUUCUUAUAAGGGUGGUUCUAGAAAUACUCAGCCAAUGAGGAGUUGGGAUGAGAGUAAGUUGAGUAAUGAGUUGUUGAAGGCUGUAAAAAGAGUUGGGUACAAGACCCCUUCUCCGAUUCAGAUGGCAGCUAUUCCCCUUGGAUUGCAGCAACGUGAUGUAAUCGGUGUUGCUGAGACAGGUUCUGGGAAGACGGCUGCUUUUGUGAUUCCCAUGUUGGCUUAUAUAGCUAGACUACCUCCAAUUAGUGAGGAGAAUGAGGCCGAGGGUCCAUAUGCUGUUGUGAUGGCACCUACUCGAGAACUUGCUCAGCAGAUUGAACAUGAGACUGUAAAAUUGGCUCACUUUUUGGGCAUUAGAGUUGUUUCUGUUGUUGGUGGCCAGUCCAUUGAAGAGCAAGCGUUUAAGAUUAGGCAAGGGUGUGAGGUUGUGAUUGGUACUCCAGGACGUCUUAUUGAUUGUUUGGAGAGGCGAUAUAUUGUUUUAAACCAGUGCAACUAUGUUGUUCUUGAUGAGGCCGAUCGGAUGAUUGACAUGGGUUUUGAACCUCAAGUUGUAGGAGUUCUGGAUGCAAUGCCGUCAACCAAUUUUAAGCCAAGGAAUGAGGAUGAGGAACUAGAUGAGAAAAAAAUUUACCGCACAACUUAUAUGUUUAGUGCUACCAUGCCCCCUGUUGUUGAGCGUCUUGCCAAGAAGUACCUGAGAAAUCCUGUUGUUGUUACUGUUGGGACUACUGGAAAGGCCACAAACCUCAUUACUCAACAUGUAAUAAUGGUAAAGGAAUCUGAGAAAAUGUCUAGGUUGCAUAAGGUUCUUGAUGAACUUGGUGAUAAGACUGCAAUUGUCUUUGUAAAUGCUAGGACGUCUGCUGAUACACUUUUCAGGGCUUUGGAUAAGGCACACUAUCGCGUUACAACUAUUCAUGGUGGCAAGUUGCAGGAGAAGAGAGACAUCAGCUUGGAAUCUUUUCGGACAAAAAAAUACAAUGUCAUGGUUGCCACUGAUGUGGUAGGAAGAGGUAUUGAUAUACCUGAUGUUGCCCAUGUCAUUAAUUAUGAUAUGCCUGAUAAUAUUCAAAAGUACACGCAUCGUAUUGGAAGAACUGGGCGUGCAGGAAAGACAGGCACCGCAACAACAUUUUUGACUAUACAUGACACUGAUGUAUUCUAUGACCUCAAGCAAAUGCUUAUUCAGAGUAACAGUCCUGUGCCACCAGAAUUGUCAAGACACGAGGCUUCAAAAUUCAAGCCUGGUUCUGUUCCUCACAAACCACUGAGACGCAAUGACAGAGUCUUUGCACAUUAAGACAGCACUUUUAAUUAUGAUUAGAAGCUCCAAAAAUGGUCAAGAAUUUCUGCUCGACAGGCGGGUAC
This is a messenger RNA of Daucus carota subsp. sativus, 2061 nucleotides long. RefSeq names its product DEAD-box ATP-dependent RNA helicase 21. Gene Ontology annotation, molecular function: ATP binding; RNA binding; RNA helicase activity. The record is from RefSeq and is a predicted model, not a curated record. Bases 95 to 1993 code for a protein of 632 amino acids. Gene Ontology annotation, cellular component: catalytic step 2 spliceosome. The transcript has a single exon. NCBI's taxonomy places the organism in Eukaryota, Viridiplantae, Streptophyta, Magnoliopsida, Apiales, Apiaceae. Gene Ontology annotation, biological process: mRNA splicing, via spliceosome.